Molecule: messenger RNA, 1285 nt
Organism: Glycine soja
Lineage: Eukaryota; Viridiplantae; Streptophyta; Magnoliopsida; Fabales; Fabaceae
Exons: 3
Coding region: 215-802 (195 amino acids)
Source: RefSeq, a predicted model, not a curated record
ACGUGGACACCCAUCAUUCAGUGGACAACACUGUCUCAUUCUUUCCCCUUCAGAGAGAAAGAACUUGUUGCUAUCUCUUUGCUGCUUCUCCCUAUAAUCUCUCUGCAAACUCGUUUGUUCAGCAGGAAACCACUUUAGAAUCAACAUCAAGUUGGGUUAUUUCAUGCUUCUGAUUCCCAGACAACAACAAAAAGGAAGCAGUGAUUGAUUUGCUAUGGAAGAUAAGUAUAGUCUAGGCAGGCAGCAUAGUGGGAUAUGGAAGUCCUUGAGAGAUGGAGAAUUUGAUGAAGAAGAAGUUUGGGAUGUUUUCAAGAACAGAAGUGAUUAUGGUUCUUCUUCUUCUGGGGUUCGCAAGUUCAAAGACAAGGGUAAAUCCUCUUCUGUUCCUGCUAGGCCUAGUUCAGCCAGAAUGAUCCCAAGAUCUAGCAAUAGCAGUAACAAUAGCAGUGCUAGUUCCUCCAAUGAAGCCAAGGUUCUUCAGCAAUCAGCACCUGUCAACAUUCCUGACUGGUCAAAGAUAUAUAGGACUAAAACCCCCAAGAAUAGUGUUUCAAGGUUUGAUGAUGAUUAUGAUGGUGAUGGUGCUGCUAACUAUGGUGGGGAUAGUGAUGAGGAUGGAGAGGAAAAUGAUGAGAGUGAUUCCAAGCUUCCUCCACAUGAGUUUAUUGCCAGAAGGCUUGCAAGGAGUCGGAUUUCCUCAUUUUCUGUUUUAGAAGGUGCUGGGAGAACCCUCAAAGGUAGGGAUCUUAGCAAAGUAAGGAAUGAUGUACUCUCAAAAACUGGUUUCCUUGAAUCACUAUAAACUAUAAAGGGGUCUCUUCAGUAGUGAUUUACUAGUAUAAAAGUGCGUUUGGAUUAGUUUUAUGGUAAAAAAUAAUCAAUUAAUUUUUCAUGGUGAAGGUAAAGCAACAAAUAGUUGCUUCUACUUUUUCAUGGUAUCGGUAUCACCAUGAUUUUGUGGGGUAGAAUUGAUUCUUAUGUAUUAUCCAAACAUGCUAGUAGCGCUUUUACAUUUGGGAUGUACAUUAGGGUUAGUAGUUAGAGGUUAUUUAGGAAUGGAUGUUGUGUUCAUAUGCUUGGGGUAUAAAAGAAUUGUUUAGCCAUUUACUAUGAAAAACAAUGAACCAAAUUGGUUGUGGCCAUCAUAACUGAUUUCAAUCUCCUUCUGUUAUAUCAAAUUCAUGGGAUCAGAUGUGUGGUUUUGAGCAUCCAUUCAAACUUAAUGGUGAAUCAUAAUUGUAAAGCCAUAAAACAUUUUGAAGGAUACAAGUGUUUUUCUCUUUUA